Oncorhynchus keta (chum salmon) is the source of this 5474-nucleotide messenger RNA. RefSeq names its product potassium/sodium hyperpolarization-activated cyclic nucleotide-gated channel 1 (gene hcn1). Gene Ontology annotation, biological process: potassium ion transport; transmembrane transport. Gene Ontology annotation, cellular component: membrane. The transcript is spliced from 8 exons. The record is from RefSeq and is a predicted model, not a curated record. Gene Ontology annotation, molecular function: voltage-gated potassium channel activity. NCBI's taxonomy places the organism in Eukaryota, Metazoa, Chordata, Actinopteri, Salmoniformes, Salmonidae. The coding region runs from base 149 to 2965 and encodes 938 amino acids.
AGUUUGCAGCAUUUGCAAAGGAGGCAACGGAGCCGAGCAGUUGAAGGACAUCAAAUGAAACACGGGAGCGCUUUACAGCGGGUCCUCUUGAGUUUUGCGUGUAGCCUGUGUGCUCCGAGCCUGGAGACAGUACGUUUUAGUGAAAAUCAUGGAAGAUAAAUCAAAUUCGUUCUCCAGCAACAAAGAAGGGGAGAAAGCAGAUGGGAAUAAUGUAUUUCAAAGGCAAGACUCGAUACAGAAGAACAAUAUGGGGAGCCAGAACCUGAAAGGAGGGGACCAUGGAAACUCGGUGGGCUUCAAGGGGGACCGGGAGGAAGCCUUGGUCGGGUUCGACGAUAUAGACGGGUCCGGAAACCGACAUGGCUUUAUGCAGCGGCAAUUUGGAGCGAUGAUGCAGCCCGGCGUCAAUAAGUUCUCCCUGCGAAUGUUCGGCAGUCAGAAAGCCGUUGAGAAAGAGCAAGAAAGGGUCCAGACGGCUGGAUACUGGAUCAUUCAUCCCUAUAGCGAUUUUAGGUUCUACUGGGACUUGGUAAUGCUGGUCAUGAUGAUGGGGAACCUGAUCAUCAUUCCUGUAGGAAUAACCUUCUUCUCGGAGCAGACCACCACCACCUGGCUAAUAUUCAACGUAGCAUCAGACACCAUCUUCCUCGUGGAUCUGGUCAUGAACUUCCGCACAGGGAUCGUCAACGAGGAGAGCUCCGAGAUCAUCCUGGACCCCAAGGUCAUAAAGAUGAACUACCUGAAGAGCUGGUUUGUGGUCGACUUCCUCUCGUCCAUACCAGUGGAUUAUAUAUUUCUAAUAGUGGAAAAGGGGUUUGACUCAGAGGUGUACAAGACGGCGAGGGCGCUGAGGAUCGUGAGGUUUACUAAGAUCCUGUCUCUUCUGAGGCUACUGAGACUUUCCCGACUCAUCAGAUACAUACACCAGUGGGAGGAGAUUUUCCAUAUGACGUAUGACCUGGCCAGUGCUGUGGUAAGAAUAUUUAAUCUGAUAGGGAUGAUGCUACUGCUGUGCCACUGGGACGGUUGUCUGCAGUUCCUGGUCCCACUCCUACAAGACUUCCCUCAAGAUUGUUGGGUGUCGCUAAACGGUAUGGUUAAUGACUCGUGGGGUAAGCAGUACUCGUACGCACUCUUCAAGGCCAUGAGUCACAUGCUGUGUAUCGGGUACGGCGCCCGGGCUCCCGUCAGCAUGUCCGACCUGUGGAUCACCAUGCUCAGUAUGAUCGUGGGCGCCACCUGCUACGCCAUGUUCGUGGGUCACGCCACCGCUCUCAUCCAAUCACUGGACUCCUCCCGCAGGCAGUACCAAGAGAAGUAUAAACAAGUGGAGCAGUACAUGUCGUUCCACAAGCUCCCCGCAGACAUGCGGCAGAAGAUCCAUGAUUACUAUGAACAUCGUUAUCAGGGCAAGAUCUUUGACGAGGACAAUAUCCUGAGUGAGCUCAACGACCCGCUCAAAGAGGAAAUUGUGAACUUCAACUGUCGGAAGCUGGUGGCUACCAUGCCGCUGUUCGCCAACGCGGACCCCAACUUCGUGACGGGCAUGUUGAGCAAGCUGAAGUUCGAGGUGUUCCAGCCCAACGAUUACAUCAUCAGGGAGGGCACCGUGGGCAAGAAGAUGUACUUCAUUCAACAUGGUGUGGCCAGUGUCAUCACCAAGCUUAACAAAGAGAUGAAGCUGACGGAUGGCUCUUACUUUGGAGAGAUCUGUCUGCUGACGAAGGGGAGACGCACGGCGAGCGUUCGCGCUGACACCUACUGCCGUCUCUUCUCCCUCUCUGUGGAUCACUUCAACGAGGUGUUGGAAGAGUACCCUAUGAUGCGCCGCGCUUUCGAGACCGUAGCCAUCGACCGCCUGGACCGCAUCGGGAAGAAGAACAGCCUGCUCCUGCAGAAGUUCCAGAAGGAUCUGAACGCUGGGGUGUUCAACACGCAGGAGAACGAAAUACUGAAGCAGAUAAUCCGGCAGGACAGGGAGAUGGUGAUGAUGGUGGACCGCAAGCAGUCGGUCACAGGGAUGUCGGUCACAGGGAUGUCGGUCACAGGGAUGAACACCACCCCGAUAUCUGGAAACUCCAUCAUUAACUCGCCGGCUCAGCCGCCCUACACCACUGCCCUGGGCAACAACCAGUUCCAGCAGUCAGCCACCUCUUUGACCUACAGUGCUUCGGCCGUCAUCGCCCCCUCCACCGCAGCCACCGCCCGCAUCCUGCCAGCCUCGGCGCAGGGUGUCUAUCCUGUCCCCAGUGUCAUCCACGGCAACCUGAACUCAUCCUCGCCCGUCCCCCAGACUCCCCUCUCUCUCCAUCAGCAAGGGUCCAUCAUGUCCCCGGUAUCCUUCACCACGGCGGUGUGCAGUCCACCCGUGCAGACCCCUGGGCUGGCGGGCCGCAGCUUCCAGUACGGCUCGCCCACCGCCUCCCAGCUCUCCCUUAUCCAGCAGCCGCUGCCUACUGCCCUACCACCGCAGCAACCACUACCACAGCCACAGCAACCAGGAGGAGCUGCGGCCUCCUCAGCAACACAACAACCACAACAGCAGCAGCAAAUCCCGUCACCUCAGAGGAGUGACAGCCUCCACAAGGCCAGCCAUGCUCUCCAGUCGGGAAGCCUGAGUCGAGACGUGCGCCACCUCUCUGCCUCCCAGCCCUCCCUGCCCCACGACACGUCCCUGGGGCCCCGAGCGCACCCUGCAGCGUCCGGGGACUCCCUGGCCUCCAUUGCCCCGCCGGUGCCUGCGGUCCAGGGUAUGGGUAUACAGAGCGGUCUCCGCACCACAGUGCCCCAGAGGGUCAACCUGUUCCGCCAGAUGUCAUCAGGAACGUUGCCUCCGAUGCGAGCGGUGUCCUCUGCAGCCCAGCACAGGGAUUCCACAGGUUCUAGGAGAGAUUCUAGAAGAGAUUCUACCUUAAGCAGUACAGAGACCGAGCAAGAUAAGAUGCGGUUCGCAUCAAAUUUAUGAUCCCAUUUUUCUUUUUUUUAAACUUCUGUUUUAUUUAAUUUUUAAAUGGAGAUACAAAAAAAAGAUAAAGAUGAACUUGAGUAUUUUUUUGUUUUCUCAAAAAUUUUCUUCAGAAAAAAAAAAUUAGCCGAAAGGAAUUCCUGUACAGACUGCCCUUGUAUUAUAUUUUAGACACAUUUCUCCCUACAUUUAAGAAUGUAUAUUAAAUAAAUAUAUAUAUAUAUAUAUAUGUGUGUAAAUCCAACUAGAAUAUUUGGCAAAGACUAUUUAAAAGCUCUAGUAUAUAAACAUGAGUCUUCCUUUCCAAAAAAUAUAAAUAUAGAUAUCAAAUGUAUGGAGAGAGGGGGGGUUGUUUGUUAUUUUCUGUUUUUGUAAACUGGAAUGCAUCGUGAUGAAUCCUGACAGAUGACUUUUGGAUUUUUUUUUUUUGUACCUGCGAGAAGAGGAAGUAAAAUAUCUUCUCACAUUACGCAGCUUUGUCACCACUGUGGAAUAACUGACGCAAGCGAACCUUGAAACUGUCAAAAAAAAGAAGCACACACUCAAACAUAAAUCUAAUGACAGAACUUGUGGGACCUUAAUCUUAGCAAUCAACACAGGUACAAUAGCUAGGUGUUCCAUUGCUCUCAGCAAUACAUCCUCUUGAGCCACAGUGUCCUCACACAGUGGUCGGUGAACACCACGACAGUGUUAUGGGUCCAAAGGAAUGAUGUAAAUAGAAGUGAUGCUCUUUUUUUGUUUGUAGAAGGAUGAUGUGAGCGAAGAAUGGAUGAUGCUGUUUUUAGUCCUAAUUUCAGACAGUGAUAGACGUUAUGUAAUGUUGCUUAACAAAACUAUGUGUACAUUUAUAAUAUUUAUAAACUAAAGAUUAUCACCAUUAUGCAAUAGACUGUGAUAUAAAGAUUAUCUAUAUGUGUGUUGUAAAUAGUUUUGUAGAUCUAGUAUUUACAGAUACUGUGUGGUGCAUUCUCAAUCAUAACAAUGUCUUACUUCUUUCAGGAACCUUGAUAUCUUCAUCAUCGUCUAUAUGUGAGAAAAAAAAGUUAAUAAGUGACAACAAUGCAUAUAUUCAUUAGAGAUAAGAAAACCUUAACGCAAUAGCAAGCACUACUUGACACUGAGAAAUGCCUGUCAAACUGAGAAUCUUCAUUAGUCUGCAUAGUCCUUGUUUCUUUCUUCAUUUUAACCAUCUAGCAAGCAAAAGAAGCGAAUGAGGGAUUAAAUAUUUUUUUUAACGCUGAGUUUUCAACACUUUUCAACACAUUUAACGCUGAGUUUUCAACACUUUUCAACACAUUUAACGCUGAGUUUUCAACACUUUUCAACACAUUUAACGCUGAGUUUUCAACACUUCUCAACACAUUUAACGCUGAGUUUUCAACACUUUUCAACACAUUUAACGCUGAGUUUUCAACACUUUUCAACACAUUUAACGCUGAGGUUUCAACACUUUUCAACACAUUUAACGCUGAGGUUUCAACACUUCUCAACACAUUUAACGCUGAGGUUUCAACACUUCUCAACACAUUUAACGCUGAGGUUUCAACACUUCUCAACACAUUUAACGCUGAGGUUUCAACACUUUUCAACACAUUUAACGCUGAGGUUUCAACACUUUUCAACACAUUUAACACUGAGGUUUCAACACUUUUCAACACAUUUAACGCUGAGGUUUCAACACUUUUCAACACAUUUGUAGCAUGGACUCCGUAACACCUGUUAUUUUACACGUCAAACACGUCUCCCUUGUAUUGUACAUCUCCUUUGAAAACAUGUUAUUUGUAGAGAUGCUAUAUUUUAUUUCAGUCACACGCUACACAAUACAGUAAUACCCUUUUACAGUGUGUUUUUCUUACUGUGGGUGUGCUGGGUGAGUAAACCUACCCAUUCCUUACAGCAAUUAAGAGUUUCUGUAUGUUUGACUACCCAUACACAAUGUGACACUUUAGAAUUACUGUAAAUAUGAAUCAUUGUUGAAUCUAUCCCAUCUGGACUCCAAAUCUUUUAGUUAGUUUUGACACCUUUUGAUUUCCGGGGGUACGGACGGACGGCCUGUUUGGAUGUUUUAGUCAGGCUUUAUGUUUUUUUUUUUUUUUUUAAAUGUCUUUUUCAUAUUUCAUUUCAUUGAUUCACCUUCCAUAUCAUGUUUUCAAAUAAUGUGAUCUUCUAGUGUGGCAGUGGGAUGGAAAGGAAAGUUUUCAUACCGACAGAAAAUGUAUGAAUUCAGUCUUUUUCUGCAAUAUGCCCAUCUGCUGUAGGUUUGCAAUCUUGCCGUAUGAAUUUUCCAGUCAAAGUUAAUGUUGAAGAAGACUGACAUGACCUUUUCCAGACACCUCUCUUUUUGAGUAGGUCAUGUUAUAAAGCAAGUGUUUGGGCCCCAUUUUAAAAACAAUCACCGUGUGUGAAUCAGAGCGAGAGCAACAUAUGCUGGGUUGCAUUAAGGUUUCUGUCUCUUGUGUGUCUGAAUCCAUCAUAGUAACUGUAACAAUAUCAACAAAAUUACAAUGUU